Molecule: messenger RNA, 1061 nt
Organism: Musa acuminata subsp. malaccensis (wild Malaysian banana)
Lineage: Eukaryota; Viridiplantae; Streptophyta; Magnoliopsida; Zingiberales; Musaceae
Product: protein GET1
Biological process (GO): tail-anchored membrane protein insertion into ER membrane
Cellular component (GO): GET complex
Molecular function (GO): protein-membrane adaptor activity
Source: RefSeq, a predicted model, not a curated record
UUGGAGAACCUAAUAUGGACCUCGUCAGACCCGGAUGUUAUGCCGGUGGGAUCGCCUUCAUCUCGACCGCUUUCACGCCACCAGCUUUUACCACAACAUCGCCGGUCUAAUCACGUCCCUCUCACUCCGGUGGCUUCAAGGAUGAACGGCGGCACCUCCGGCAGCGGCUUGCUCUCCCCUCUCUUCAUCUUCUUCAUCGUCGUCGUUCUGCAAACCCUCGAUGGCCUCCUCGAUUUCGUCAAAAGGAAAGGGAUCCAUAGUGCUGAAGAAGUUCAAUUGCGAAAAGAAAUCAAACAACUUUUAAAAGAGGCUAGCUCCUUGUCAACGCCCUCAACCUUUGCUCAGUCUGCAAAGCUCAGACGACUGGCUGCAGCCAAGGAAAAGGAGCUACUAAGAAAACAAGAGGAGCACAGGAAGGAGAAAUCAUGGUUUUACGAGUUGUGUGGGAGGGUCCUGCUGGUUAUCAAGGUGCUGCUCUAUGCUACACUUGUUUUGCAAUUCUGGGGAGUUCCUGUUGCAGCAGUUCCUCAUCAUUUGCUGCAGCCAUUUGGCAAGAUAUUGUCCUGGAGAGCUGGAAAUUCUGCUACAGGUCAAAUCAUGGUUGGGAUGGUUCCCUGGCUGAUUUUAACUUCUCGUGUCAGCAAAUUCUUGUGGCAAAAACUCUCAAAAGGAUUUCUCAAUUAUUAAUUCUUGAAAUGACUUUGCCCAAUCUAAGAUCAUAAUUCGGCAGUUUUGUUAAGUUCAUAGUAUAUGUGAAUAAGGAAACUGAAGAAAAAUAGAAGGCUGGAUGACAUGCGUUAGAAAUUUCAAGCAGCAUUGUAUCACUAGGUCAGCGCAUAAUUACCAAAGAAACCAAAGCUCCGCUCUAUUCUGCUUCAAGAAUUUUGAUCAGGAAGUGCACACACGUUGUGUGAAGAUUGUUUUUGUUAUUUGUGCAUCUUAUAAUUUGUUGAACUCUGCCAUUCAGACACUUGAUAUUAUGGAUCAUUUAUUUUUAUGUUAACCUGGAUCUGUUGCCCCCAAUGUACAUUAAACAUUGGCAUUUUGGAGAUCUGUAGUUA